Molecule: messenger RNA, 702 nt
Organism: Durusdinium trenchii
Lineage: Eukaryota; Dinophyceae; Suessiales; Symbiodiniaceae
Source: the annotation of a GenBank genome assembly
AUGGGUGCGCCUAAGUCCUCCAAGUAUCCUUUGACCGAUGCGGUCAGGGGUAUCGUCUAUGAAGGCCUCAGCCUGGAAGAGACCUUCACACAAAUCUAUGCCACAGAGGCCUGGGGCAGAGGCAGUGGUGCAGGCAGCGUGCCAGUGCACUGCUUGAAGUGGAUUGAAUUUGUGCGAACAUUCAUCAAGGAGAACUCUAUUCAAUCCGUGGUGGACCUCGGAUGUGGAGAUUGGCAAUUCAGCCCCUAUAUCUACCAUGACCUGGGUGUGGACUAUGUUGGCUAUGAUGUGGUUUUGCCAGUGAUCCAGGAGAACCGCGCACGCUGGGCAGAAACGGCCUUUGCGCGGUCGACUGUGCGCUUUGAACACUUGGAUUUCUCGCAGCGGGUCUCAGAUGUGGACGACGCCGAGCUCUACAUCUUGAAGGAUGUUUUGCAGCAUUGGUCCUCCAUGCGCAUCCAGCUGUUCUUACAGGAGCUGCGGAGCAGCAAGCCUGCCAUGAGGUUCAUUUUGCUUUGCAACUGCGCAGCACCAGAGGACUGGCCCGAGGACGACUGCAAGGAUGGCGGAUGGCGGCCUUUGUUCGCCAAAAAUCCACCCUUGAAGGACUUUGACCCAGAAGUCUUGCUGCGCUUCCCCUCCUUGCCAAACAUGAAGGCCUGCAGCAGUUGGGCCAACAACUGGGCGCUGAAGCGGACUUAG